UACCUGGCGUUGCAGUUAAAGAGGGGAAAGUCGUACGGUCCGCUUGAUGGACGAAAACAGCGAAGAGGAACGCGGAGAUGAGAUAAGAUAAGAUGGGCCGGUCGGAGAAGGCAAGUGAAAGGCCAGCGCAGAAGCCUUUUGUCCUCUCCACUACACACCAAGGAUACCUUGGACUAGACUGCGGAGUUCUGUCGCAUGCUAUCGAUAUUCCAAACUUCCCAUAUCGUUCCGCUCUUAUUAUAUAUAUACCACCUGUCUAAUGUGAAGCAGGUAAGUGGGUCCUCCUUGUGAGCUGUGUUGGUCAUUCACUGACUCUCCCUACCGU
This is a messenger RNA of Aspergillus pseudotamarii, 325 nucleotides long. RefSeq lists its product as uncharacterized. The record is from RefSeq and is a predicted model, not a curated record. The coding region runs from base 93 to 260 and encodes 55 amino acids. The transcript has a single exon. Lineage: Eukaryota; Fungi; Ascomycota; Eurotiomycetes; Eurotiales; Aspergillaceae.